CGAGGCAGGUUGGUGGCGGAGGCCGCGACACGAAGAGGCAUCUCUCGUCGUCGUCCACGAUGGGAUGAAGUCGCGGUUUCGCUGUUUCACCUGCUUUAUCGCGUGACGUAACACUCGUGAUUAAGGCGCGUCGCGCGUCUUUGUCAUCGCCGCUGUCACCGCCUCUGUCGUCGUCGCGUCGGUCGCCGCACCGCGAACGCGUCUUGCGUCAGCGACACGACGGCGACGGUCCAUCGGGGAACAUCCGGGGUGUUGGACGCUCUCCCCGAGGGUGGGCGGUGUCAGGUUAGGUUCCCGUUCAAGGUGUCAGUGCAAUUGACGGCUCAUUAACGUCGAGGAAAUUCAUCUUUGACGAUUCUCUCAACGAAAAAUGAAUUCUCUGGUCGCAGAAAGAACUUCUGCAUUUUUUAUUAUCUUCAAGUAAAUAAAAGAGUAACGAGAAAGCCACCAAGCUGGCGAGCCUAACGAGCUGCGUGUCGACGAUGAUGGACGACGAGGAGCAGGAGGAGCUCCGUUGCACCGGCAGCGAUGUCGAGAUCGAAGAGUACACCGACACCGAGGAGUCGCCAUAUGUCGCUUAUCAGGCCGGCGGUGAUAAGCUGUUUGAUACCGAUCGCGAGAAUUGGCAGAAACUCCGUUUCCUGGCCACCCUCGUGUCCGUCGCGGUAUCAGUUACCAUCCUCGUUAUCAGCUAUCCGCUUUAUCUCGAGAGCGUCGCCGCUGUCUCCAGCGCUUACACAGGACUUCUUUUCACUGCCCUGUGCUCCGCUCUUAUUUUGGGAUUGGUGUACUUCGCCAUCGACAGAGUGUCGCCGCCGCCACCGUUAGUACCGAACAGCAUGCGGAUCAAGAUACCCCGCUGCGGCCUGAUCAAAAUAAGCACUCUCUAUGCCCUCUCGGGAAUCUUAAUCACCUUGUCCCUAGACCGGAAUAGGGUGCUGUGUCAUUUGCAGGACCCGAUAAAGGGCAUCAUUCUCGUCUUCUCCCUCGUCUACUACUUCUUCUUUUGUCGGAAAAUGAUGAGUUUGCAGCGAAUAUUCUCGAGCACAACCAUUAUAGUGGGUCUGUUUAUAAGCGUCGAUUAUGGUCUUUGCGACGAGUUUCGUUGUCGGGGAAAGGAGGUUUCUUCGCACACAGCCAUAAGGGGAUCUUGGGGUGCCCGGGCGGUUUGGACGUUCGUUUACGUGGGCGCUCUCGCCGCCUUCGCCAUGUUCUUCACCAUGCUGGAACGCCAUUACACCACCGGGCAGCAGAACAUGUGCCAGAUGUUGACAACGCAGCACAGUUCUUUUCUAUACACGGUGUCUCGUCUGGUGUCAUCGCGUGACAUUCGCCGUCGUGGCUCCGAGGAAGAGGGUGGCCGAUUGCUGCACGUGACCGAUCCGGAUCCCACGAUAAAACCGAAGAGCUAUCCCAAGCCGCCGGUGAUGCAAACCCUUUUUUACAUACACGUCAUUGCUUUCUUCGCCAUCCUGACACUUUGCUGGCUUGACACUUUGCCCGGCGUCGGCAGGGGUCUGUCACCCGUAGAGCUCUAUCGUACCGUGGAACGUGGACUGAUAUGCCACUUUAAAAGCGACAAUCAGUGCGCGAACGUUUCCAGCCAUGGAUGGAUUUUCCUAUUUGCGUAUGUCGUCUUCGCAAUCUCAAUCCUCAACUUCUUGUCGUUGUGCGAAAGCGCGGUAUUCAGCGUGGCCACUGCGACUAUCUCACUUCCGCUAUCCGGUAUAUGGUGGAGCCUUUACAGAAUGGACAUCGGUUUACACGGGGGCUCCAUCUCCUGGUGGCCGGGAGUGACAGGCGAGCUGAUCUGCGCCUUGCUCGGUCUUCCUGUCGUGCUGCUCGGUCUGGGCCUGCUGGUCAGAUCGCACUUUAAAGACACCCAGAUGUCCUAUCAGACCAUCCAACCGCCCGACGUCCAGCCACCCGAGGCCUGUCACAGAUGAAUCUCUCUAUAGCAUCGCGACGAGGUUUGCACCACAUGCGGCGAUCCACGGAAAUGAAUUCGAUUCGAUCGAUUCGACGGGUACGACGACGAUAAACUAUCGCUCCUCACGCGUCGAAUCGAUCGGAACGAACAAAACGAGACAAAUUUCACCGAGCCGGAAUAAUGUUAUUGUUGUACACUUAACAGAUAUAUUUUGUCGAUUGUUCCCAGAUUGCACCAAUACUCUUCCUUCGCGGUGUCACCAAGGUAAAAUGAGAUCCUUAAUUCGGUCGCAUACAUACGUACUUUGUCGAUUGGCAUGCAAAUCACGAUUGAUUCAAUUAAUUUUGGCCAUGAUGCAAUCAACUUUCUCUUCUUUUUAGAAGCAAAGGAUUGAAAACCAAUGAUGAAAUUAAUUUAAUACCGUUCAGGUAAGUCAUUAAUUUGUUCCAAAUCCAAUUUCAAUCUCUUUACCGCACACGUUCUUUACUUAAAUAAUUUUCAAUGUAGAAGUAAAUUUAGCAUCAUUAUAAUGAACAAUAAAAUCUUAACAAGAGUUACGGUAACAACAUAAUAAAAUUGUUACGAAAAUUAAACUAGGGCCAGAAUUAAUUGAAGUUGUUGAAAAAAUCAGUUGAAGAGAGAGAUUUCUCGGUGGUGUUUAUUCUUUCAAAUGGAAUUUAUGCCAUCGCGCUCAUAAAUUUGCUAGGUGCGUGCACACACAUUUAUAAUAGGAAAAAGUGAUAGGAAAAAGCAAUAUCGACUAACUACCCUCAUGCGAAAAGAAGAAAAAUGGUGAUUGCGCGGAAAAGGAAGGAGAAAGAAAGCGAUCGAUUUCCUACGUAUUUGCCAAACGCGAGCGUCCGCGUCGUCGGCAACGUUAUAGCCGAUUUAUAUUUUAUUUUGAUAACAAGAUGUUUUGUAUAUUUUCGAAGAAGUUUAAAUUACAUCGUGUUGAGAACAUGGGGUCGUGAGGUAAACGAGGCAAAGAGCUCGAAAAAGUAUCGAAAGUUUCUAGCUGCAAAUCUACGCGUGCACAGGAGCUUCUUGAUUAAGAGCGAAAUCCAAUUUUAUUUGAUUUCCGAACUUGAGUAUCGUCAUUCUCGAACAGGAAGCAAGUUUUCGAAAUAAGAGCUGGAAGUGAAACGUACGAUGAAUAAUUUCGAGAUGAUACCUACUCAGUUGACUAUCGCGAAUAUUUCUUCUUUGAAGCUUAAAAUAUACACUUACCGUCAGCAAGUUUUAGGGCCAAGGAUUUGUAUGUUACUACUUUCAAAAUAUUUAUAAAUAUUAUCUAAAAUAAUCAGAUUUUGAUUAUUAGAUUUUCAUACAAUUAUCCUUACGAAAAAAUACACUCAACUACGAAUCCUUAAGUUUGAGUGUCAUUUCGGGCCGCCAAUGCCUAGUUGGGUGUAUUUCUUCGUAAGGGUAAAUAUUACCAACAAUCAACAUCAAAUCUAACAAGCGAAAUCUAAUAAUUUUAAUCAAUAUUAACUCUCUUUAAAAAUAUAAAUGCUUGAUUCUAAACUAUCUUACUGUAUAUGUUUCUUUUACAGAAAUGAAGUGAAUAACAACUGAAAGAUCUCGAUAUUGCACAAUGAAUAUGCGAAUCUUCCAUAUUAUAAUUAUCCGUCUAAUUCGAUGAUAUUAAUUAAUAAAUUUAAUUAAUGACUCUUCUCUAAUCCAGUGCCAAUCAAACAGUUAAUCUUCGUGAAACGUCCCAUGGGAAUUUGCUGAAUGAUAUUAUCGAGGUAUAUAUCACGUAGGAAAGCAGAUACAGAGAUUCUCUUAACGAGGUUGAAUCUAGGGAAAUCGAGUCAUAUCGGAAGCUUAGACUCGAUUCGCGCAUCGAGCAACGUUCGCCAGCCCUGUGCACGUGGAUGUAAACGCUGCGCUUCGCCAAAAACAAAAUGAUUCGCGAGUGUAUGUACGGUCCAAUUACGAUCCGCGGUUUGCAGCUUUCACGUCGGGAAUAAAGUAAUAAGCAAGCGACUGAGAUACGCGCGCGUUUGAGCGUGCGUGUGCAAACGUGUGAUUUUCCCUCUACUAUGUUUCCUAAUGUUAGACUACGUCACUCUAUCGCUAACUUGAGCGCGCAAACUGUUACAAACUAGUUGGGUCCUGGCCGCGCGCGGUUAACUCGCAUUCACCCUGCUAUCAACCCUAUAAAACUCCCUCGCCGCGCGUUCACGAAAGUUUCCAAAUAACGUUAACCACCCAUUUACGCGCCGUUAGCAAAAAUUCCCACUAAGGUGUCUUCUCCUCUGCCAAUCGGAGUGCCAAUUACGCGCGGCCGCAUUUUCCCCAUCGAUUCUCUGUGUCCACACAGAACACGUCUUUUGUUCAUAAGUGAAGGAAGAAGGUGGUUAUCACGGUCGUAUCCGGAAUUAUGAUGGAAUAUGGAAUUACCGUCCUCGUAGAUAUGACCACUCGUGAUAUUAACUCCGUUAUUACAUGUCGAAUUAUAACGAUUACUUAUGGAAUCAUUUGUGUAGUAGCCCGCCGUAGUGGCGCUAAUACAAGAUGUUAAAAAUAAUAUUCGGUACUUACAUGCUACAUAGUACCCACUAUAUUAAGUAAAAAAGAACCUUUGGGCAUGUCUUUUUUUAUACGUGCUCGUUUUCACUUUUAGGGGGUAAAACACUCCUUUGAAGAAAAUUGGUAUUUUCCUUUUGAAGCGAAUAUCGUCGGAGUAUAUAUUAUUAUUAUACGUAAAUUAUGUACACUUGAGUGCUUUAUUUGUUAUUUAACAAUAUAUUUUGCUGUACACACAUUUUGAGUUGUGCAAAAUUGAACAAUGGCUUAGGAUUUUGCUAAUGCAACCCUUUAAAUAUAUGUUGAUGUCCCAACAGGUCUAAUUCGAUUACUUUUGCAAAGUUUUCAUAUCGAAAUUGUUAUUUGAUAAGUUGAUUUUAAUUCUACUGCUUCUGUAGUUUACACAUUACGUGUAUUAUUGGUUUUCAGUUCUUGCAGUCUAUGCAUAUGCAUAAUAGUUCCGUCUACGCACGUACAUUUGAUUAUAUUCUGUAAUUUUUUUUACUAUCUUGAAAAGAUAUGUUAAUAAUUAAUAAUUAUAUAACUUAAUAAAUAAUAAUAUCUAACUUUAUAAAAUAACGUUAUGUUUUUUAGAUAAAAACAAUUUUUUUUAAUUUAUUUUUAAGGGAUGGAACUGCAUUAUCACUUCUGUUUCUUUUCGAUCCAUUAUUCAGUGUCACAUUUUGAUAAAUAACGUCCUAAAUAAUAAAUAUUUCAUAACUUUGAAUCUGAACUCGAUUGAUCAAACACAUUGACAAAUAUAAUCGAUAGGUUCUCAAUUUAAAAUAUUGAUUUUUAACAAAAAUAUUGUACGAUGUGUAAUUGGAGAAUCGUAAUACCACCUUCUUCUCUAUAACUGAAAUUGAGUAUCUUUAUUUCACAGGGAGUUAUUUUUCGCGUUAUAUUUAUAUAACGAAAAGGUAAUACGCAGGUUUUCUGCGUAUUACCUUUUCGUUAUACGAUUUUUACGCUUAUCACACGUACGUAAAUUCAUUACGUUCUUACUUUGCUCUGUAAUCACAAUAUCGCUGACUCUUGAUAUUUCCCUCUUUAUAUCCCAAGCCGCUUUCUACAUCCUUGUUAUUUAAAGAAGAAAAACUGCUAAUUACUAAUUAUAUAUUUCAUGUUGACAUUUUUCUUGAAACGCCACGUCGAGAUAAAUAUCUCAUUUGUAUCUGUUGGAUAAUUUUCACUUUACUAACAAUAGGUAGAGAAUUUCUUUUUAUUAAAAAAUUUACUAAAUAAUUUUUUAUUUCACAUUUUUUUCCUUUUAUCUUUUUAUAUCUCUUGAACCGUGAAACAUCUGUCGGUUAUCCUAAAUCUUUACAGAACUAUCUCUACUACUCGUCUUUACAACUUCUCUGUCUCUCCGGAGUAAAAUUGCUAAAUAAUCAAACUUCUCCGAAAGUGUAAAAAAAAAGGAAAAUCAAAAGUUCAAAACAGAGCUCAGAGCGAUCUCACGGAAUGAAAAAGAAAAAAAGAAUAU
This is a messenger RNA of Solenopsis invicta (red fire ant), 5948 nucleotides long. RefSeq lists its product as uncharacterized. NCBI's taxonomy places the organism in Eukaryota, Metazoa, Arthropoda, Insecta, Hymenoptera, Formicidae. The coding region runs from base 483 to 1946 and encodes 487 amino acids. The record is from RefSeq and is a predicted model, not a curated record. The transcript is spliced from 8 exons.